Panthera uncia (snow leopard) is the source of this 1777-nucleotide messenger RNA. RefSeq names its product complement factor H-like. The transcript has 8 exons. The record is from RefSeq and is a predicted model, not a curated record. The coding region runs from base 1 to 1443 and encodes 480 amino acids. NCBI's taxonomy places the organism in Eukaryota, Metazoa, Chordata, Mammalia, Carnivora, Felidae.
AUGCUGAAACAGCAUAUAGGAGGCGUCAUCUCAGGAGGGAAUCAGGCAGGGAAACCUGGACCAACCCGCAAAGCCGGAAGAGAGGGCUCCCGGGCCUCCGGGGCCUGCCUUGUCUUCUCUCCUCACUCCCAGCACCUGCCCACCCACACCAAGUGUUCUCCACCUCCUCAACUCCUUAACGGGAAAGUUAAAGAAACACAGAAAGAAAACUACGAACACAACGAUUUGGUGGAAUAUGUGUGCAAUCCUAGAUUUCUGAUGAAGGGUUUUAAUAAAAUUCAGUGUGUUGAUGGACGGUGGACAGACUUGCCUAUUUGUAUUGAGGUGGAGACUACAUGUGGAGAUAUACCAGAACUUAAUUAUGGCUACGCUGUUCAGACUUCUAACCCUCCCUAUCACCAUGGAGAUUCAGUGGAGUUCAAUUGCAGAGAAGGAUUCACAAUGAUUGGACAGAAAUCAAUUACAUGUAUAAGUGGAUCGUGGACCCAACUUCCUCAGUGCAUUGCAACAGAUGAACUUCAGAAGUGUAAAUACAGCUUAACUAAACGUGAGCCAAAUCCAUUAUAUGAGAUUGAAUUUGAUCAUAAUGAGAACAUAAGUUACAAAUGCAGAGGAAAAUUAGAACAGAAACACUCAACGUGCAUAAAUGGAAGAUGGGAUCCUGAACUAACCUGCACAGAAGUACAAAUGCAGUCAUGCCCACCUCCACCUCAGAUUCCCAAUGCUCACAAUAUGGCAACGACGGUAAAUUAUCAGGAUGGAGAAAAAGUAUCUGUUGUCUGUCAAGACAAUUCUGUAAUUCAGGAUGCAGAGGAAAUCGUGUGCAAGGAUGGAAGAUGGCAGUCAGUACCACACUGCGUUGAAAAAAGCCCAUGUCCUCAACCACCUCAGAUAGAACAUGGAACCAUUAAAUCGUCUCAGUUUUCAGAAGAGAUGGACAAAACAUUGAAACCUGAGGUUUAUGUACACGGCACCAAAUUAAAUUACAUUUGCGAGGAUGGUUUCAGGAUAUCUGGAAAAGAUGAGAUAACGUGCCACAUAGGAAAAUGGAGUUCUCCACCUCGGUGUGUAGGACUUUCUUGUGCGCCACCACCCUUGAUUCCACAUGGUAUUCUAUCUCACGUAUCAGACAGUUACCAAUAUGGAGAAGAAGUAACGUACAAAUGCACCGAAGGUUUUGAGAUUAAUGGACCUGCAUUCAUAAGAUGUAUAGGAGGAAAAUGGUCCCAUCCACCAGAGUGCAAAAACACGGAUUGUUUUAGCUUACCCGACUUCGGUAAUGCCACACCCAUAGGCCAGAAGAAGACGUUCUAUAGGUCAGGAGAAAAAGUGACUUAUAAAUGUCCAAAUAAUUACCUUUUGGAUGGACCAAAUACUAUCCAGUGUAUUAACAGCCAAUGGAUAGGAAAGCCAAUGUGCAGAGGUACUUCAAUGAAAUUUUGAAACCUAUUUGUCAAAAUGUCUUCACUAAUAUAAUAUGCAAUUCCUUCUAACAGCACUUAUGAAAUGGACAUGGAUUAUUCUUUGAGGCCAGGUCGAAGAAGUUUAUGUUUUAACAUAAAGGGAUAUAAUUGUGUACUCAGUGGUCAAUCUGAAAGCCCAGUGGUUCUCAAACUGUGGUCUCUGGAAGAACAGAAUCAGCAUCUUCUGGGAAAUGGUUAGAAACGCAAAUGUGAAUUCACAGGCUUGCUCAGACCUGUGGUGGCAAAAACUCUGGGGCUGCAACCCUGAAAGUGUCUUAACAAUUCCCAAGGGAUUCAGUGUAUACUCCAGUCUA